Messenger RNA from Emiliania huxleyi CCMP1516, 861 nucleotides. RefSeq lists its product as hypothetical. The record is from RefSeq and is a predicted model, not a curated record. The coding region runs from base 1 to 861 and encodes 286 amino acids. Lineage: Eukaryota; Haptophyta; Isochrysidales; Noelaerhabdaceae. The transcript has 2 exons.
AUGUUCAAUCGUCCGGGUGGCGAGCUGUUUGCAUGCAGACGUCUCGUCGCCGUGGCCGACGCAUGGCUGGUCCAACGUGUGGAGGAGUUUGACCUCAGCUCGGCCGUCGGUGUCGGCGGGCUGACGGCGGCCGCCGGAAUCGCGAUUCGCUCUGCCAGCUGCCAGCAGCCUCGCGUUGCCGCUCUCGUUGGCGCAGCAGCAGCGAUUGGCCUUUGCACAGUCGAUCGGCGUCACCGCCGAUCGGUGCACUUUGCGAAGAGCACGAACGCGGUGUGGGUUGCGGUGCAGAACCGCGGCGAGGACGACCCGGACCAGUAUUGGAUCGGCCGCGCCGUCGCUCUCAGGCCUCCCUUUCAGACGGGUGGCAGCGUCGCAGGCACAGGCGGGAGGGUGCGCUACGAUCCCGGCGAUAUGGAGAUCGAGGUCGAGUGGUUCGAUCGAGACGUGAGCGGUGGCGACGAGCGGCGGAUCUUCAAGGCGUGGCGCCCCGGCGCCGACACCACGCCCGCUGCUGCUGCUGCUGUGGGGCGUGGUGGCAGCGGCGGUGGGGGACGCGGGCGAGGUGGCGGUAGGCGCGGGGGGCGAGGCGCCGCCGAGGCAGGCGCGGCUGCGGAGGGCGCCGCGCCAGAGGGACCCGCAGUCCUCACCUUCAACUCGUCCGAGCUGCGCAUGAUCAACGUGGAGAUGCAGCUGGUUGCGCCGCUCGGUGGCGGCGCCGCUUUGGAUGUGGUGCGACGGUCCGGUCGGAUCGCGCUCCAAGGCAUCGCACGGCGCGUACAGACGCAGCGCGCCGACCCGCCCGAUCAGCUGUGGGAGAUCCCCACUGGGAACGAGCGCUUCAUCCUCGAUCGAUGCUCGUAG